Messenger RNA from Phyllostomus discolor (pale spear-nosed bat), 2795 nucleotides. It is a transcript of the gene EZH2, whose product is annotated as enhancer of zeste 2 polycomb repressive complex 2 subunit. Gene Ontology annotation, biological process: chromatin remodeling. NCBI's taxonomy places the organism in Eukaryota, Metazoa, Chordata, Mammalia, Chiroptera, Phyllostomidae. Gene Ontology annotation, molecular function: histone H3K27 methyltransferase activity; protein binding. The record is from RefSeq and is a predicted model, not a curated record.
CGACACCCACUGGGACGCAGAAGGCGGUGGAGCCCCGGCGGCGGCGGCGGCGGCGGCGGCAGUAGUGGCAGCGCGCGGGAGCGGCGCGCGGGAGCGGCGCGGGCUGGGGCUCAGAGUGACACUCCAACCAGCUGAGCCACACCAACCGGGGUGGGAGGACAGUGUUUUAAGAGCGUGGUCUUUGGAGUUGCUUUGCUUGAGUUCCAGCUCCUGAGCUGCCAGGUUGCAGCCUAGAAUAAUCAUGGGCCAGACUGGAAAGAAGUCCGAGAAGGGGCCAGUUUGUUGGCGGAAGCGUGUGAAGUCCGAGUACAUGCGGCUGCGGCAGCUCAAGAGGUUCCGGCGAGCUGACGAAGUCAAGAGUAUGUUUAGUUCCAAUCGUCAGAAAAUUGUGGAAAGAACGGAGAUCUUAAACCAAGAAUGGAAGCAGCGAAGGAUCCAGCCCGUGCACAUCCUGACUUCUGUGAGCUCAUUGCGCGGGACCAGGGAGCUCCCAGUGGUCCAGCCACACAGUCGCCUAUUGUACCAGCUGGUUGAUUGUUCGGUGACCAGUGACUUGGACUUUCCAACACAAGUCAUCCCAUUAAAGACGCUGAAUGCAGUCGCCUCAGUGCCCAUAAUGUAUUCUUGGUCUCCCCUACAGCAGAAUUUCAUGGUGGAAGAUGAAACUGUUUUACACAAUAUUCCUUACAUGGGGGAUGAAGUUUUAGACCAGGAUGGGACGUUCAUUGAAGAACUAAUAAAAAAUUAUGAUGGAAAAGUACACGGGGAUAGAGAAUGUGGGUUUAUAAAUGAUGAGAUCUUUGUGGAAUUGGUGAAUGCUCUUGGUCAGUACAAUGAUGAGGAUGACGACGAUGAUGGAGAUGAGCCUGAUGAGAGAGAAGAAAAACAGAAGGAUCUGGAGGAGAACCGAGAUGAUAAAGAGAGCCGCCCACCUCGGAAAUUUCCUUCUGACAAAAUUUUUGAAGCCAUUUCCUCCAUGUUUCCAGAUAAGGGCACGGCAGAAGAACUGAAGGAAAAGUAUAAGGAACUCACCGAGCAGCAGCUUCCAGGGGCCCUCCCUCCCGAGUGCACCCCGAACAUAGACGGACCGAACGCCAAAUCCGUUCAGAGGGAGCAGAGCCUGCACUCCUUCCACACGCUCUUCUGCCGGCGGUGCUUCAAGUACGACUGCUUCCUCCACCCUUUCCAUGCAACACCCAACACUUACAAGCGGAAGAACACAGAAACAGCUCUGGACAACAAGCCCUGUGGGCCCCAGUGUUACCAGCACCUGGAGGGAGCAAAGGAGUUCGCCGCCGCCCUCACCGCCGAGCGGAUCAAGACGCCGCCGAAGCGCCCAGGCGGCCGCAGACGAGGGCGGCUUCCCAACAACAGCAGCAGGCCCAGCACCCCCACCAUCAACGUGCUGGAGUCCAAGGACACGGACAGCGACCGGGAAGCCGGGGCCGAGACGGGCGGCGAGAAUAACGAUAAGGAGGAGGAGGAGAAGAAAGACGAGACCUCCAGCUCCUCUGAAGCGAAUUCUCGGUGUCAGACCCCGAUAAAGAUGAAGCCGAACAGCGAGCCUCCGGAGAACGUGGAGUGGAGUGGGGCCGAGGCCUCCAUGUUCCGGGUCCUCAUCGGCACCUACUACGACAACUUCUGUGCCAUCGCCAGGUUGAUCGGGACCAAAACGUGCAGGCAGGUGUAUGAGUUCCGGGUCAAAGAGUCCAGUAUCAUCGCUCCGGCUCCCGCCGAGGAUGUGGACACGCCUCCGAGGAAGAAGAAGAGGAAACACCGGUUGUGGGCUGCCCACUGCAGGAAGAUACAGCUGAAAAAAGACGGCUCCUCGAACCACGUUUACAACUACCAGCCCUGUGACCAUCCACGGCAGCCUUGCGACAGUUCGUGCCCUUGCGUGAUAGCACAGAAUUUUUGUGAAAAGUUUUGUCAGUGUAGUUCAGAGUGUCAGAACCGCUUCCCCGGCUGCCGCUGCAAGGCGCAGUGCAACACCAAGCAGUGCCCCUGCUACCUGGCCGUGCGGGAGUGCGACCCCGACCUGUGUCUGACCUGUGGAGCCGCUGACCACUGGGACAGCAAGAACGUGUCCUGCAAGAACUGCAGCAUCCAGCGGGGCUCCAAGAAGCAUCUCCUGCUGGCGCCGUCCGACGUGGCAGGCUGGGGCAUCUUCAUCAAAGACCCCGUCCAGAAGAACGAGUUCAUCUCCGAGUACUGCGGGGAGAUAAUUUCCCAGGACGAGGCCGACAGGAGAGGCAAGGUGUACGAUAAGUACAUGUGCAGCUUUCUCUUCAACCUGAACAACGAUUUUGUGGUGGAUGCAACCCGCAAGGGUAACAAAAUCCGUUUUGCAAAUCAUUCAGUCAAUCCAAAUUGCUAUGCAAAAGUGAUGAUGGUGAACGGUGACCACAGGAUAGGGAUCUUUGCGAAGAGAGCCAUCCAGACUGGGGAAGAGCUGUUUUUUGAUUACAGAUACAGCCAGGCCGACGCGCUGAAGUACGUGGGCAUCGAGCGUGAGAUGGAGAUCCCUUGACGUCUGCUACCUCCCCUCCUCCUCCGGGACGUCCCGGCUGCCUUUAGCUUCAGGACCCUCGAGUACUGCGGGCGAUGCAGAGAGGAAAAUGCAGUGUGAAAUCCUGAGUUUGCAAAGUACUGUAAGAAUAAUUUAUAGUAAUGAGUUUAAAAAUCAACUUUUUAUUGCCUUCUCACCAGCUGCAAAGUGUUUUGUACCAGUGAAUUUUUGCAAUGAUGCAGUGUGGUACAUUUUUGAACUUUGAAUAAAGAAUACUUGAAGUUCU